AUGUGCGCCGCGUGCGGCGCACGUGAGUACCCAGGAGGCCGUACUUUCGCUGCAGCCUUCAGCUGCUACAGGGAUAACGUCCUCCUCUGGCAAGCGCAGGAGCGCGUCGUCAGUCGCUCCUCGCUCUGGCUCGCUUACGAGAGUUUUGAGGGUUCUACCUUGGAGUUAACUUGCGGCGAGAACUUCAUUAGCAUCAAGACGGCAGUGUGGAAGAGUCAAUCUGGCGCGUGUCCCGCUGUGCGCGACUGCAAAGAUCAGCUGCGGAGGCUGUGCGACGGUUUUUUCACCUGCAGAGUCGUUCCUGUCGCAAGCGACGCCACGCAGGCAGAGGCGAGUGGCGUGGCAGCGGCGAAGUGUGGCGGCAUCUGCUCAAUGACCGCGGAUCCGCGUCGCGUUAUAAGUGGAGAGUACGAGUGUGUGGUCAAAGGAGACAGUGGCUCUUCUGAGUACCUCGAUUCGCACUCCGGCGGUGCACCGUUGACCGCGAGCAAUGUGACUUGGGAUGCCAUAGAAGCGGGGGGUGCAGCACCGACCCGUCAGGAGGUCGCCGCCGCCGGAGGCAUUUCAGCUUUUGUCACAACGCAAGCGUUGCAGGGACGUAACGUGGUCAUCUUCACCGAUACAGAUUCGUCGGAAAAACGAACUGCACUCGAUCUAUCGAGCUCCCAGAGUACAGGCCUUUUCCGGUUGAGCGCCGACAGAGCGGUGGCCAAGGUUUGGUUUACCUCUGGAGCUAUCGCGGCCCAGUUCGUUCCUAUGGGCACGAACCCGUCCUCCAUUGCAGUCGUUGGCAAGGCGGAAUAUGGUGGUCCUGCGGAUCCAAAGACCGGUGCUUCCUGGGAGCAUGCAGAUUUCGCGUGCGGCGUGGCUGACACGUUUGCGAUAAGUCAAGGCCUCACGCCGAGGCAUGCGACCGCGGAGAAAGCCCAGAUUAUCUGCACGAAUGACAAGUCUGCAGCCUGCGCGGGCUUACAGAAGGUGAACGACGCGAUCGCGCAGUCUCGACCAAAGCCUGUGAUGCUUGAAGGGAUCGCUUGCCACCGGUCCGGGAGCGCGUUCGGUCUCCUGUUCGCCGAUGGGACCGUGCUCGCAUUCGGCGACGUUCAGAAAGGCGGGGAAAUGAGUGCGGCAGCAGCUGGCGACCUCUCAACCUUCGAUGUCGCUCGCACGCAACGGGUGAAAAAAAUUGUCGCCACGCAAGGAGCCAUGGCUGUCCUGCUGCUCCGAGGCUCCGUGUACGCCUGGGGUCUCGAACAGUUCGGAGGCACCCUUCCAUCGCCAGAGCCCACCGGCGUGGUUGAUAUUGUUGCCAACGACGUCGGUUUCGCAGCGCUGACAGGCGGAGGUUCUGUAUUCACAUGGGGCAAAGGGAUGGUCGCGCCUAGUCGGCUACAGGGUGCUCAGAUUACGAGAAUUGUUGGCGAGAAGACGUGCUUCGCUGCUUUUGACGCCGGUGGAGGCAUUUACGUCUGGGGUCUCGGCAGCAACGAGGGAGCGUUCUGCAACGAAGAGUUCGUGGGACACACGGAGUUUAUUUCCAAGAACUUCUCGGACGUAAAGGCGAGACUCACGGAGGGUAUCACAGAGGUCCGGUUCAACAGCCACGCAGCUCUCGCUUUGAAGAAACCGACAGCCACGGAUGGUUCGUGGGAAAUCAUCUCGUGGGGUGCGUCGGCGAAGGGAGGAGAGGUUCCAAGCUACGUGCUAGCUGGGGGCCGUCGAGGCGUCAGAGCCGUUGGCGCGUCUGACUCGGCGUUUGCGGUCGUCAGUGCCACUGGAGAUCCUUUUGCCUGGGGCGACAAAGAGGGAGGAGGUGACGGAUGGAAUCAGUCUUUCCUCACAGGUCGCACCUUCGGGUUGGUGUCUCUUUCUCGGUCGUUUGUCGCGCUGCUGAGUACGGGCGAGGCCUUCGCGUGGGGCGCCAACGGGCAGACACUGAUCAGCUCAGCACGUCGCGAAGAUGUCGGCGCCGCCACGGAAACUCGCUUGGGACGGGGACUCUACGUCGUGAACGGCUUCGGCGAGGGCGAACUCUUCGCUGGCAUUGUUGGCAUUCCCUGCAUUCCCGGCGAGUGGGGAGAGUGGGACGCCUGCAGGAGUGUCUGUGAAGGGAUUCGCCAACGCACGAGGACAAUCGAGCUGGAGUCUUGGGGAGGCCAGUGCCAGUCGUCUCUGAUAGAAGCUGGCAGCUGCAAAGGACCCAAGUACGGGACCGAUGAGUGUCCAAACACACAAGAUAAUGACGGAGACGGUAAUGAGGCGCGAUUAUCUCUCGGUGCGAUCGUUGGGUGUGCGACCGCCGGUGCGGCGAUUAUUGGGGUGAUGGCGUUUAUGGGUCGCAUGUGGUAUGCGAGUCCGCAAUGA
Molecule: messenger RNA, 2364 nt
Organism: Besnoitia besnoiti
Lineage: Eukaryota; Apicomplexa; Conoidasida; Eucoccidiorida; Sarcocystidae
Product: alpha-tubulin suppressor protein
Exons: 23
Coding region: 1-2364 (787 amino acids)
Source: RefSeq, a predicted model, not a curated record